This is a messenger RNA of Mya arenaria, 3742 nucleotides long. RefSeq names its product cell surface hyaluronidase-like. The coding region runs from base 1 to 3477 and encodes 1158 amino acids. The transcript has 23 exons. Lineage: Eukaryota; Metazoa; Mollusca; Bivalvia; Myida; Myidae. The record is from RefSeq and is a predicted model, not a curated record.
AUGGUGGAUGAGGCGACCCCAGAUUUCUACAACGUUACCAUCGCGGCAUCCGGAGCUCUAACCUUUGACCCGGAAGUGGCUAUUGAGUUCCGUGCCGCGAACAUAUUGGUUUUCGGUCGGCUUGAGAUUGGAAGCAAGAAUUGUCCCUACCCCGGGGAUUUGACCAUCACUUUAACAGGCACCCGAGAAAUACACACUGGGGAAACAAACCCGAAGGCGAUCUUGGUUCACGCGGGUGGCACAUUAGACAUUCACGGGAUGCCAAAACGAGCCUGGACCAAGUUAGAUGGCAGCGCACUUCCGGACAGCCAGAAUCCUAACAUUAUAUACGACCACGAGGUAAGAAACCUAAAGAACACGACGUCGGAAGGUAUCGGUGCAUACACAAUGAGCGCCGACGGUACAGUUAAACGCUGGGGGUUGUAUCACCUCAAGAGAGAUGGACAGGAACUCGCCGACCACAUGAAUAGCGUACACAGUGGCGAGAUCCUGAUGAUGGCAAGCCAGAAACAAAUAUCCAAAGAAGUAGAUCACCUGGAACAAUUCCUCGUGUAUGACGCACUGGAAACAUUCACUUCCGGUGAGCCGACCGGAAAAAGUCUCCUACGCGCCGUUGCACCCUCCGACGGCAGCACUUGGGCGUUCAUUGGGCAAAAGGGAUCUCCUCAAAGCCACGUCGAGGUACACAAUCCAGUAGGGGUCACGUCACAGGCACUCUUCACGGCCCCCAACGGAUUUGUGUUCAUGGCGGAAGCGACCGGAAACGAGAUUAUUAAUCGCCAGGUUGACAAUUUCCGCGUUGCGUCCGAUCUGGACGGCAUCCACCCGCGCGUCAGCGUCAUCGAUGACGUUACCACGUGGCAACCCGGUGACCGUGUGGUGUUGGCGUCCACUGACUACGGCCCUGAGCAGGCGGAGGAAGCGGAAGUUGUGUUUUGUGACAACUGCUCCCCUCGACAGUUCCGCAUAAACAAGCGUCUUGAGUACACCCAUUUCGGGGAGCUCCUCGCGGGAGGCCGGAUGGACAUGCGCGGCGAGGUGGCGGUACUCACGCGUAGGGUGGUUGUGCAAGGGGAAAUGGAACCAGAGUGUCCAGCGUUUAACGGAAACUGUGAUAACUUCAUUGUGGAUGGGCGUGACACGUUUGGCGCGCAUAUCAAGAUCCUGAAGGACUACGCAAAUGCCCGCAUGUCCAACUUCGAGCUACGUAACGCCGGUCAACAGACGGACGAAGGACGCUAUCCGAUCCACUUCCACAUGACAUGGAACAAGACGGCAGCCGCUGACACGCCUUACAUCCGGUCUGUCAGCAUCCACGACACGUUCGCGCGCUGCAUCACGAUCCACGGAACUAACGGUGUCGAGAUCUCAGACAACGCGUGUGUCAGGCACAUGGGUCACGGUUACUUCUUGGAGGAUGGAGGCGAGGAAAACAAUGUGUUCGAUGGUAACCUUGCUGUCAACACCAUGAAGGGCACGGGAAACAUCGAACCCGUCGAUUUGACGCGUCCAGCGGCCUUCUGGAUGACUAAUCCAAAGAACUACUUCCGGAACAACGUGGCGGCUGGCGGUCAGGGCAACGGAAUCUGGUUCCUGUUUCCGGACGCGCCUCUCUAUCCAUCCAGCGAGGUCGAGGGCGUUAUGGGUUUCCGGGAGGCCCAGCGGACUAUGAUCUCCGAGUUCACCAACAAUGUGGCACACUCGCAAAACUUUAUGGGUGUCAUGAUUGGCAAUAUUUUGAAUGAUGACCGGACGACAAGCUGCUGUAACAAAUGGCAGCCACUUGUAGACCCCAAGGACCCUACCUCAGAAGAGUUGAACAUCCCGCUUUCCGGCGUAACAGGCUACAAGAACCGAGUAUUCAAUGUGUGGAUUGAGGGAGGACGUCUCGACGUCACACAGAUCUCAUCUGCAGACAGUAUGAACGGUGUUCUCGUAACUAACGAGGGACAACAAAACGCCCGAGGUGGCAAGUUCAGCUACGGCGUUAUCAUCGGUGAAAGUGAGAACCGCGGAGUUCCGAGUGUCGACGGAGUGACACGAAGUUUAGAUGGAACGUAUUUGUAUUACAGUGAUGCCGUGCAGUCCGGUCUUACAAUGUGGAAAGGUCCCACCAAGUUUUCCAACCUGUGGUUUGACAGUUUCCAGGACAACGACUUAUACGACCUAGCCGCCAUUGCUAAGAAACGCAAUUCCCCUUACUUUUUCUCCGUUGUCAACGAAUUCACCAAUAUCAGCUUUACGUUCGAUGACGGGGUUGGUCAGGGGACAUACGCCAUUUCCGGCGAUAAAACAGAUCCUGGCUGGGAGAAGAGCAUCGAUGGCGAGCUCAUUUCAGGGUUUACGUUUAACCGAGACGAAAACGGACUAGAUGUAAAAUAUUACGUCGUUAAGCCUGACCCGCUUUCCGCCGCUGCAGCAGAUUGCCGUGUCAGACCUAAUUGGCGCCUUGCUCUGUGUUCCACUAAAUAUGGAAACUUGAGGACAUCUGGCGUUACCGACGCCACAGAAGACGUCAUAUUCGUGCGGGACCAGGUUCCCGGCUCGCCACUUCAUUUUGAUAUGAAGACGACCACUGGACCACAAGUUGUCAUGGACGGAUCCUCCACAUACACUGUCCACUUCCGGCCCCAGAUGCCAUCCUUUGUUCGCUUUGAGGCACCUGGGCUCGACAGGGGUGACAAACUACGUAUCGGCGUAUGCACACCUCUUGGGGCGGAGCUAGAGGUACAAACCUUCCACCCGUACCGCCUGAACGUGAGGUCAAGGUUCACACAGGUUGACUCUCUGGCCGAAUUGGAUAAGGAGGAUCCAGAACUGGACGGGAAGAAGUACUACUAUGACAGCACGACAGGCAUGAUGUAUUACAAGUUCGUCAACACGGAAACGAGAACUGAAGACGAGGACCAGGUUUGCAACAACGGGAAAUGUUCAGAAUUCCGUAUCAAGAUUCUGUCUGGCGAUCUCACUGACGCCGAUUGUCGCCAUCGGAUAUACACUUCCGCUCAGCUCGCGGAGACUGCUGCCGCGAUUCCCACUCUUGAAACCACGAUUGAAGCCAAAGUCGGUCUACCUCCUGCCGAAUAUGGCGCUGGACCAACGGCCCCGUUCCGUGAAGCGGUAGAUGGAGGCUGGGGUCUGUGGGGCGGCUGGUCAGAGUGCUCCCGGUCGUGUGGAGAGGGAACUCAGUACCGCCUCCGACAAUGUAACAACCCACUUCCACAAGGUGCAGGCGCAAGUUGUGAAGGAGACGCAGCCCAACCGCGCACUUGCCAGACAAUAUUUUGCCCGAUAAACGGCGAAUUAUCCGAAUGGUCGAACUGGAGCGCGUGCACUUCGUUGCCAAGUAACGACGCCACAUACAAAUGUAGUGGGUAUCAAGAGAGAACACGUGACUGCAACAAUCCACCCACUCAGUACGACGGAGAAAUGUGUGAGGGUUCCACGAGGGAGAUCGAAUCCUGUAGCCUUUGCUAAAUGAUGUUUGCACAAUAUUUGCACAAUAGGCCUCUGUUCUUGUCCCAAUGCAAUUCAUGUGUUACACUGUAAGUUGUAUCAACUGCUGUAAAUUUGAAUCUCGCCUUCACGGUCCUUAUGCCAAAACAUCUUGGAGAAACCCUUUUUAUAAUAUAUUUCCAUCUUACAGCCAUUUUCUAUUACUGUUGCAUUUAACAUAAAGACCAUUUCGAGAACUGAUUUGAAAUAUAAUUCAAAUCAAUCAAUUGCAAAUAGCAUUAAUAAG